CCACCGCGAAGCGUGGCCGGCCUGGCAACGGCUCCCGCAGCCUGGUCAGCGUAGGGCGGAGGAGGAGGAGGAGGAGGAGGAGGAGAUCUCUGGACCACUUCCCUGGGGGUGUUGUUCAAACGCGCGCAUAGGAAUCCAUCUGCGGGCCUGCGGGCUACGCCGGAACUACUCCGUCAAGAAAAUCGGCGGCGGCUCGCCGUAAAAAAAACGAAGUGGGCGCAAGAUCCAUGUGCUAGCAGCCAGCAAAAUUGUCUCAACUGUUGCCGCAAGCACUGCUAUCCUGCAUGCAUUGCUUUCCUCACAAAAAAAACUACUCCCUUCUGGAACAACAACUGGCUGUUGAAAUUGCAGACUGGGGCUCCGAGUAGCUGCAUGCAGCGGAUGAGUUUGCGUUUCGUCAAGGGUGUCCCAUCCAAUGCCUGCAACGAGACGCCACAGCUUUGGUAAGCCUCUCAAGAUUCAUGGGCAUGGACUUUCAGAGCGCACAUCUCAACACCGCGGCCGUUUGGCUGCAAAGGCAGAGCACCUUGUGCGCGACUUCGCAGAGCAAUUCAUGCAAGCGGAAAGGGCGCAGAAAGGGCGCCAUACACGCACGACUGACCCUACGCUGCCCAGCCAUGAAUCUUUGCCGCUGGGUCUGUCACACUGUCGUGCUGUGUUCCCCCUUCAAGCUGAAUUCUCCUUUCAACGAGCCCUCCCAUUCAGUCUCCUUUCCGCACCCCUCUUGGCGGGGCACGGUGAACGCCUGCCACCAGACAGGAAAACUGUUGCCAGCGCGGUGGACGUGUUCCACUCGGCGCGCAACAUGAACAAAAACCAGGUGCUGGCGCGGUAGACGUGGUCCACUCGGCGCACAACACAGCAUCGCUUACCCAACCCUGCACGUCCACCAUGCGGCCGCUCUGGGGCCAUGUGGGCCUCCUCAGGCUUCUGACCAGAAUCGCGAACCACUUCGAAAGCAUUAUAGAAGCCCUGCGGGCUCUAGGGCAGGAGGGCCAGAAUCUGUCACAACCGCAUGCGUACCUGAAUGGCGUGCGAUUGCCGUCCAAACAGCAUACAAUCAAAAGCUUCAAAUGUACUUUAAAACGCCUGGUACGCACAGUGCGCAGCGCUCAAAUGCGCUAGUUCGUGCCGAUCUCAGAGUACGCGCUGCCAGAUCUGAAUUACUAUUCGGUGAAGCCUUUCCGGGGUUCGCUUGGCGUUUUUCGCCAUUAUGGCUUGGAGACGGCCGGGGGCUCUGAACAGGCUGGGACCCCAGAAAAUCGGGCAGGAGGGGGGCAGGCCCAAUCCGCCCAACAUCGAC
This is a messenger RNA of Prorocentrum cordatum, 1303 nucleotides long. The record is from the annotation of a GenBank genome assembly. NCBI's taxonomy places the organism in Eukaryota, Dinophyceae, Prorocentrales, Prorocentraceae.